AUGGGGAAGCGCGUGGCGGAGUUCAUUCCCAACUUCGCCAUCGCGCUCACCAUCUACCUCACCGUGCAUGCCUUCGUGCUGCCGUCGACACUCCCAAGGCAUAACCGAUCCCUCCGCGGAACCGACUCCGCCGCCGCACGAUCCGGCGCUGGUCACGGCGACGGCGCAUCGUCGGGGGAGGCCUUCCCGGGAAUGGACGACUGGCCGGACGCGCCGAGCCUGCCACGUCGGCGCAUCCUCCGCGCCGCGUCAUCCGACGAUCUCGUCGACGUGGACGAUCUCGACAUGGUCCACAAUCAGAACAUGCCGCUUCCUGAUUGGGCGAGAGAUAUUCCCUCCAUGACCAUCUUCUGCGCUCCGAAGCCGUACUUGAACACCCCGGAGGACCCGCAGCGCCGCGCGCUGCUCUCAUGGCUGCGGCUCCGCCCGCAACCCAAGGUCGUGCUGCUGGGAUCGGACCCCAGCUUCGAUCUCCUCGCGCAGGAAUUCCCGGGAUCCGUAUUCGUCGACUCGACGAUCGACACGAAUUUCUACGGCGUGCCGCUGUUCCACGCGAUGGUCGCGCGCGCGCAAGCGGCGGACACGCCGCUGUCGAUGCUGAUCAACGGGGAUAUUAUUCUCCUCUCCGAUAUCGUCCCCGCGAUCGGGCGCGUGCAGGCGUUUUUCAGCGAGUGGAUCCUAACCGCGUCGCGAUGGGACGUCGCGGUGGAUUUCCCGUAUUCGUUUGAGAAAGACGCGUGGCGGCGGAAACCCGGGCCGGUCGGGAUGAUGGCGGAGGCGCAGCGCGAGGCGGAGAUCCGCCGGUUCGUGCGGCGCGAGGGGAGCUUGCACACGUACGGCGGGGUAGACCUCUGGGUGUGGAACAACGUCCCCAACGUUCCGCUUUUCUCGGCGCACAUGCCGCCGUUUUCGUUCGGGCGCGGGAAGUACGACAACUGGUUCGUGCACGAGUCUGUCGCGAGCGGGCUGCGACAGGUGGUAGACGCGAGCGACGCGAUCACGAGCAUCCACGUGGCGCACACGUACUCGCACGUGCGCGUGGAGGAGAGCAAGGCGGGCGGGCAUUUUUGGAGCACGCGGAAGAAGAGCAGCUGGGAGCUGUUCGCGAAUAUUCACCUGGCGGAGACGCACGGCACGUAUACGAAUCAGAAGGGCACGGCUCUGCACACGCCGUGGCGGCUUUCGUCGUGCUACGAACCCGAUUCACUGAACAUCUGCAUGUUGAAGCGCGAGCGACCGGCCAACUGCUCCUGCGAAUACUCAGCCUACGAGUACAAGACCCAGUCUGACCCGCGCAAGCACCACUCGGGCGACUUCUGGAUCUGCGGCGUCGUCUCAAUUGAUCGCCGCGCCGAUUUCGCCAUCAACGCCGUAGCCCGCACCAACUCCACCGUCGGCCUCCCUCACACCAUGGAGCAGCUGUUACCACAGCUGGCCAGGAUCGUCCCGGACGUCCCCUUGCCAGGCGCUGCUGGCGCUGGAAAGCCCAAGGAGCUCAAGGUGGUAACCCUGGUUGCGGUUACGUUUGGUUAUGCUGAAAUGCUGAUGAAUUUCGUGUGCAAUUUACGAAAGCUGGGGCUCGGGAAUAACCUGAUUGUUGCGGCUCUGGAUGAGGAUUUGUACCGGUUUGCGUUCACGCAAGGCCUGGCGGUGUUUUACGAGCGCGCGAGUACAACUAUGAGGGGGAUAGACCAAGGCCAGUGCCAGUUCGGCACCAAGUGCUUCCGGCAAUUCACCAAGCUGAAAUCCCGCGCGGUGCUGAGGGUUCUCAAGGCCGGGUACUCGGUCCUCUGGUCUGACGUGGACAUUGUCUGGUUUUCCGAUCCUCUCCCGCACCUGCUCUCGUACGGGCCUGGCACGUUCCCGAUCCAGAGCAACGAGCCGAACGCGACGCUGUCAGGCACGGGGAUCCGGCGGAUCAACUCGGGGUUUUAUUUCGCGAGGGCGGAUCCCAUGACUGUGAAGGGAUUUGAGGCGAUUGUCGCGCAUGCAGCCAAGACACAACUGUCAGAACAGCCAAGCUUCUACGAUGUUCUAUGUGGGGAGAAGGGGGAGCUGCUGCUUCCAGAGAGUGUGGUGGAUGCUGAGGGGAGGAAGGUUCACCGGGAGGAAUGUCAGUGGAGCAAUGGCCUUCGGACGAUUUUUCUGCCGAGGGAUAUGUACCCGAAUGGAGCUGUGCAUGACUUUUGGAACCAGCCGAAUGUGGCGAAUGCAUGCAGCGGGUGCACGAUUCUGCAUAAUAACUGGAUUUCGGGGAAAGAGGCGAAGAAGGAUCGGUUGGUAAAGAACCGGUUCUGGUUUUAUGACUCGUCGCGGCGCAUGUGCAUUCAUGACUGGCAUGCGAUGCUGAGGGAGAGGUUUGGGGAUGAGAUGGGUGUUGGGAAGAGUACUGAUGCUGCUUCAGGUCUCCUCAAGAGCGGCAAUGGUGGGUCCCGGCAGCGCCUUAAUCUCCUCGGCAUCGGCGCCUUCUCUCCUACCGCAAUUAGCGGCGGAUCUUCCGCUGCCGUGGAAGUCGCAGAGAGUUUUGACAAACCUGCGGCUGCCCCGGCAAACGCGGAGGAUGAAGCGUCUGUCGACGUCGAGAAGGUUCGCGAGCAGCUUCUUCGCGAGGGCUUCGUCAUUCUCAAAGACGCGCUUCCGCGAUCAACGGAAUGGUCCGAGCCGCCUAAGCUUCCCGCUCAGCUCUUCCCAACGACAGCAGCGUCCGAAUCGGAAUCGGAGUCGGACGCUGAGUUAAUCUCCACCCCCGCGUCGCUUGUAGCCAAGGCUCUUCUGCCGUCCUUGCCGGCGUCCGCGCUUCGGGUGGUGGAGGACGUGACGGGGACCAACGUGGAUCAGGGCCCGGCCACGUGGCACACUGUGAUUCGUCAAUGGUCUGCUGGCCUGGGCUGUUUGGACGGCAAGACGUGCGAGAACCCGAGCUUCGUCAGCGACAGCUGGCAGGUCGCCUGCACGCCGCCUGCUGACGUGGAGCUGAGUAGGCAGCGCCUGGAUGAUGCGAUUCUGACUGUUGUGGUUGCCACCCAAAACACCAGCGACACGUCAGCGCCUGCCCAGCUGGCGAUCUUCCCGCACAGCCAUUGGCUCGUAGCCGAUUGGCUGGAUGCUGCUGACAAGGAACCUUCCUUGAACCUUCUCCCCCGGCCAAACCAACUGCCUCUCCCAGCACCCAUCAAGGAAUCAGACGCUGACGUGGCAGCACCCCGAACCUUCUCCCUGCCGCCAGAGCUGAGCGAGCAAGAACUGGAAGCACUGGAGGAGGAAGAGGAAAAGGCCAACCUUGGGAAUUGGGCGGUAGCCAUGGUCGGCCGCUCCUCCCCAUCCGCAGAAGCAGCAGAAGCAGCGGCGGCAGUGCCAUUCCCCCAUGCAGACGCGCGCAGCCUCAUGCUCUGGCGUCUCACAUCGCAAGCCCGCCACCUUCUCGAAGCCCAACGCUUUGAGGAGGCGCUACCUCUUCUCAGGAGGGCGGUGGGGCUGCGGCCGCAGGAUGCGUGGCUGUGGUACCAGGCGGGCAGGAGCGGCGAGCAGGCGGCUCCCAAGGGACAGCUGGCGGGGCGGGCGGGGAGGAAAUGCAUGCUGGAAGAUUCCGAGCGGUUUCUGCUGCGCGCCAUUGAGCUAGCUCCAGCAUGGCCUCUGCCGUACGCUUCUCUCAUCAACGCCCUUAUUGCCAUGGGUCGUGGGAGGGAGGAGGAGGCACCAGCAGUUUUGCACCAGCUGCUUGCGAUUCCACGCCUUGCUGCAAUUCGUGCUGCCAACCCAGCAACCGCUGCUACUGUCAACCACGCUGUGCAGUUGAUCCAGACAAAUAUACCAUCAGCAAUGGCGGCGUCCCUUUCAACUUCCGCUGCACGAUCCGUCGCCAGCUUCGGCCAGACCGUCGCUGGCGGGCGGUCCCUAUCGCACACCAAGCCUGCUCCCGCGUUCGUCAAAUCCGGAGGUCGCAAGGGUGUUCGCGCUGAGGCCAAGCCCACAGCCGAGGCGACAUUGACUGGCGUUGUGUUCGAGCCGUUCGCCGAGGUGCAGAGCCAACUCACCCAGGUUCCCGCCGUCAUCCAGCCGCAGGAGUCGUUCGCCCGGCAAAACUACUCCUCGGCCGCCGAGGCUGGGAUCAACGAGCAGAUCAAUAUCGAGUACAACAUCUCGUAUGUGUACCAUGCGCUGUACUGCUACUUCGACCGCGACAACGUGGCCCUGCCAGGCUUUGCCAAGUACUUCAAGGCAGCCAGCAAUGAGGAGCGCGAGCAUGCAGAGAAGCUUAUGGAGUACCAGAACAAGCGUGGUGGCCGGGUUAAGCUUCAGUCCAUCCUGAUGCCCGCGACCAUGGAAUUUGAUCACCCUGAGAAGGGUGAUGCUCUUUACGCGAUGGAGCUUACCCUAGCUCUUGAGAAGUUGGUCAACGAGAAGCUGUUGGCCCUUCACAAGGUGGCAUCUGACGCUGGAGAUGUUCAGCUUACCGAUUUCCUGGAGGGCAACUUCCUGAACGAGCAGGUCGAUGCCAUCAAGCAAGUGUCAGACUAUGUCGCCCAGCUGAGACGUGUUGGCAAGGGUCAUGGCGUGUUCCACUUUGAUCUGGAGCUGGAGGCUGGAGCGCACUGA
Molecule: messenger RNA, 4596 nt
Organism: Closterium sp. NIES-65
Lineage: Eukaryota; Viridiplantae; Streptophyta; Zygnematophyceae; Desmidiales; Closteriaceae
Source: the annotation of a GenBank genome assembly